AUGUCUACCAUCGUCGGGAAUAAAUGCAACGAUACAACCCUUACUGGCAUUGCCGCCAUUUUGAACCCUUUGGACAAUACUGAGGUCCUCGAGUUUUAUACCACUGCCUACCGCAACCUUGGUAUGAAGACCGAGGUCACGAACAAUUUGACUUCUGAAGGCCUUAAGCUUGCGGAAUACCAACAACCAACUCCGGGAGUCGGUUGGGAUCUCGGUCCAUUACUCCCUGGUACACCACUCGUUGUUCUUAAGUACAAGAGCCAGAUUCGCGUCUACGGCAUUUCCAAGUAUACCAAAAGGAAUGAGAAUAUCGUUCUCUCCGUGAGCCCAUCUACUGCAGGUCUUGAUCUUACCACCAACAUUAACGCCUUGGCGGGUACCGGUGAUGGCCAGAGACAGGGAUGGCUAUAUGAACUUGAGGACAAACCAAUCGGAAGGACAGUAAAGGAAUACGCGCUUGAAGGAGAUGGCUCUAGAGUUGGAAAGGCAAAAGAUGUGCCACUCGACGGCGUCGGCAAGCAAUCGAGCAUCUCUGCCUUCUAUCAUAAGAAAGGCAACCGUCGUUACGUUGUUUAUCAAGGAUCGGACAACUAUACCCUCAGAUGGAAACCACUCAGUAGCAAGGCGGGUGAGGGUGACCUCUUCCCGGUGAGCUUCGUGGGUACUACUGCCAUGAAAAGAAAUACGCUACAGGGCUGGACGACACAUGCGGGUUGUGCAAUUGAGGACAGCGCUUUCCUCUUCUAUGUUGGGUCAGAGACUUUGACUGCUCAAGAUGUAAAGGAGGAGUAUAGCAACUUGUAUGUCGUUCGGACUAACUUCACCAACCCUGGACAGGAGACGCCGCAGGAUCUUAAUCUGGGUGUUUUGAAAAACGGGGCAUUGAGUCUCGUACCUAAGGUCAAUGAAGAGGGAACCUAUGAUAUCGUCGUCUUCUAUAUGGCAGCCGGUGAUAAGGGGGACCGCCUUCUCUCCAACUACGUCUACACCACCGAUAUCCCAGCCCCAGUUAAGGCUUAA
This is a messenger RNA of Orbilia oligospora ATCC 24927, 1020 nucleotides long. RefSeq lists its product as uncharacterized. The record is from RefSeq and is a predicted model, not a curated record. NCBI's taxonomy places the organism in Eukaryota, Fungi, Ascomycota, Orbiliomycetes, Orbiliales, Orbiliaceae. The transcript has 4 exons. Bases 1 to 1020 code for a protein of 339 amino acids.